This is a messenger RNA of Dryobates pubescens (Downy woodpecker), 3544 nucleotides long. RefSeq names its product FANCD2 and FANCI associated nuclease 1 (gene FAN1). The transcript is spliced from 13 exons. The record is from RefSeq and is a predicted model, not a curated record. Bases 128 to 3253 code for a protein of 1041 amino acids. Gene Ontology annotation, biological process: interstrand cross-link repair. Gene Ontology annotation, molecular function: 5'-3' exonuclease activity; 5'-flap endonuclease activity; flap-structured DNA binding. NCBI's taxonomy places the organism in Eukaryota, Metazoa, Chordata, Aves, Piciformes, Picidae. Gene Ontology annotation, cellular component: nucleus.
UAAAGGGGCCACAGACGAUUACAGAUGGAAAAUGCAAAGCCAUAGGAAAAUCUUUUAGGUCUUGCAGCAUAAGGAACUACAGCUUGAAUUAAAUUGUCUGUGCCAUGUAAAUGCUUCGAAGUUUGCAAUGGCAGAAACUAGGCCUUCAGAAAUUAAAAGAGCCCGAGUAAGUUUGUCACUCAGUAAAAAUAAGGAAAAAAAAGGAACAACAAAACAUGUGAAAGAUAAAGGACCACCAUCUACACCCUCAGCAUCCUCCUCUAUUACUUCCUUCUUUAACAACGUUCCCCCUGCCAAAAUUGCCUGUCCCAUGUGUGGGCAAAUGGUUCUGAGAUACAGAAUAAAUGAGCACAUGGAUGAAACAUGUCAGAGAAACCGUGGUGAGAGGAGUGUUGAAUCAAUGACACCAAAGUCUUUUAGGAAUGAGAGUCCCCCAGCUGCAAAUGUGGACAGUAAUUCCAGCUCAUAUUUUUCAAAAAACGUGCUAAAUCUAGACAUAAACCCUUCCAAAAGCACUUUAUUGAAAACAGAAGAGAGUGCAGCACUGCAGGUUAGUCCUUAUUUUAGCAAUAGUAGUUCGGUCUGUAGUGUUAACAGUGAGCCACAGGCUCAAAGAAUUAAAAUAGUAGCUUUGGGAAGCUUGUCAUCUAAACUGUCCAGGAGACGAUGUAUCCAGGGCAGAAAACAGAUCAUGUAUAAAGAGAUUGAUUCUUCACCUCCAGCUGUAUGUAAUACACAAAAAAGUGCUGCAGCCUGGGUCGAUGAUGAGAUUGAUGCUGGGCAUAGUUCUCAGAAAGAAAAUCAGCUUGCUGAGGAAGAGCACCAGGAGCAGAAUUUUUCAAAGAAUCAAUCUGAAUUUCAAGAAGAAAUAAUCAGCUGUCACGGAGGAAAUCUUCUGGAUGCUGUUCAAGUAUCCUUACCAGCUGAGAACAUUCAUGGCAAAAGGUUACCAGUUGGUACAAGGGACACCAAAAAAGGUGGGAGUGAAGGUGUGGUACAUAAUCUUGAUGCAUUUGAAACACAUUUAGCUGUUUGUACUUCAACAGAGCUGAUCAAUAGUUUGGAAGUCAAGACUCAGCCUCAUCCUGUGGUUAUGCCUUCUUCCAAGGCAGAAGUGGACUGUGGUACACAGAAUUGCUUUGGCAAGGGUGAUAUACUUCCUAUGGAAGUUCAUGAAGACUUUAAGGAUGAAAUUAGCCAUAUUCUGUCAGAAACUGUGGAAAAGAUAGAAUUUCAAAGUUCAAUUGGUGACAUUUUAGGCAAAAUAAAUGAAGUCGGUUCUGUGCGCGGCUCUCCUGGUCACCCAUAUUACCUCCAGAAUUUUUUAAUGGUGCUGCAAGCAGUCCUGGAGAAUGAAGAUGAUGUCAGACUCUUUGAUGAGCAAGAUUUGGACAUCGUAUCCAAGUUCUGCAACUUGUCAGUUGGUGGGCAGAAGUUGUAUGUGAGACUUUUCCAACGGAAGCUGAACUGGUUAAAGGUGAACAAAAUAGAGUAUGGAGAGAUAAGUACGGAUUUGGCACCAAUAAUUGAAGAACUGGCUGAAGCCAGAUUUCUGCAAACAGAAUCUGAACUGGAAGACUUGUAUGAAGGGUUGGAUUUGCUUUCAGCCCCUGAGCUAAAAACAUUGGCAAAGGUCUUUCACUUGCCAAACCCAAAUGGUCAGAAACAGCAACUUGUGGAUGAUUUUCUGAGGUUGGCUAAACAGCGUUCAGUCUUCAGCAGGAGUCAGGCUGGUAUUGGGACAGUGAUUUUAAAAAGGGUGAAGGACCUGGCUGGAAAAUCUGUCAGGAUCUGUAAAGGCCCUCGGGCUGUCUUUUCUCGAAUUCUGCUGCUGUUUUCCUUGGCUGAGUCAAUGGAGGAUGAAGAAGCUGGUAGUGCUGGUCAAGGCCAGCUCUCCACAGUCCUUAUGGUAAACAUGGGGCGUAUAGUAUUCCCCAGUUACACUGUAAAUAGGAAAACACAGGUCUUCCAGGACAGAGAAGAUCUUAUAAGGUAUGCAACUGCUGCUCAUCUGUCAAAUGAUAUAGCCACAGCCAUGGCAAAUGGGAACUGGGAAGAAGCUAAUAAUCUGUACAUGAGUGCUAAAGAAACCUGGAACAAACUGAAAAAUCAUCCCUCUUUGAGCUAUCACAGGGCUCUACCUGAGUAUCUGCGAUACUUCACAGUUGGCUGGGUGUAUACAAGAAUCCUUUCUCAAGGUGUUGAAAUUUUGCAGAGACUUCACAUGUAUGAGGAAGCCGUGCAGGAGCUGCAGACUCUUCUGUCUCAGGAUGUGUAUUGUACUGACAGCAGAGGGCGAUGGUGGGACCGCCUGGCUCUGAAUUUACAUCAACACUUGAAAAACACUAAGAAGGCCAUUGACUGCAUCAGAAAUGGGCUGGCAGACCCAUUGGUACGUACUGGGCAUCAGCUCUCUCUCUACCAGCGGGCCCUACGAAUCAGAGACUCGCCAAGCUGCAAGCAGUUCAGAUGCCUGCUUCAUGAUCUGCCAGUCAUAACUGUGGAGGAUGUGACACAUGUUACAAUCAAAGGAAAGAUGUGUCCUCAGAUGGGAAUGGGAAAAUCUGUGUUUCUAAUGGAGGAUAUUACCAGUGAAGAAGGAGGUGAAGACUUCAGUGUAUCCACAGUAAUGUGCUCAGUUGAGGAGCUGGCAUUAACUCAUUACAGGCAGAAUGGUUUUGAUCAGGGUAUUCAUGGGGAAGGCUCAACAUUCAUUACCCUGUAUGGUAUUCUGAUGUGGGAUAUCAUUUUCAUGGAUGGCAUACCUGAUGUUUUCAGAAAUUCCUAUCAGACAUUCCCUCUGGAUUUAUACACUGAUAGCUUCUAUGAAAACAGGAGGGAUGCAAUUGAGGCCAGACUCCAGCAGCUUCAUACAGCUUCUUCAGAGACACUAGCAAAACUGAUUGCUGACACCUGGACCACUCAGGAGGGGAAAGCAGCAGCACUGGUCAGCUGGGGACGUUUUAGUUCCCUCCAGCAAGCUCAGAACCUUGUCUCUUGCCUUGGAGGAGUCUUUCUGAGCGGCGUUUUUAGGCGACUUUCCAAAGACCUACGCCACUGCAAAGGGGGACUUCCUGACCUGGUUGUGUGGUGUACUCACAGUAAUCACUUUAAGCUGGUGGAAGUCAAAGGUCCCAAUGAUCGCCUGUCCCACAAGCAGAUGAUCUGGCUGAGUGAGCUGAAGAAGCUGGGCGCUACAGUAGAAGUUUGUCACGUGCAAGCCACUGGAGGCAAAAGUAAGCGUGUCAGUUGACAACAGAGGUCUGGAACUUCCGGGUAACUUGAGUGGUUCUAAAGGCACUAGCAUAGCACACAGUACUGGCUGCUGCUUAUUAAAAGUAGUUUAUAAGUCUUUGGGACGUUUUUGCACAAAAUAUUCUAGAAAGCAGUUUGAGAAGGCUGUUGGGAUAGAGUUACUGCAUGUAACGUUGUGUUCAGAAGAACAAAGCCUUCAUCUUCUAUACACAAUUCAUUAUUUAUUCUAUGAAAGGUUCUCUAGGGGGUUUGUUCAGUGAGAACAGCUGCAAUCCCACUGCUACCCAUG